AUGCACGCCACAGAGAAGAACCGCAUCUCCACCUGCUCCACAGACAACGGCUCCGUGGACGCACACGGCGGUGCCAGCCUCGCGCCCGUGCUCUCCAACCAAUCGGCCAGCUCCGUCGACGCCAAGAAGGCAGAGUGCGGCUCGCCCGUCUCGAUCUCGGUCAGGGACGCUGCUGACGCUCAAUCGCCAGUCACUUCAGCACCGCAUACCCGCAGCUCUUCACACGCCUCGGCAGCAGCUUCACCAUCGCGUUCGGACAACAUGCCAGCCUCGGCCGCGGUGCACCUCAGCACGCUGCUCGUCACGGGCCAGCGCAAGACGUGGAAGUUUGGCCCCAACGAGACCGUCGAAGCGGUGCGAAACCACAUCUGGAACCACUGGCCCGAGUCGUGGCCGCAGCCCAAGCCCGAGUCGUCGGCCUACUUGAGGCUGCUCCACCUCGGCCACAUCCUCGACUCGCCCGAACUCACGCUGGCAUCGCGAGGCUGCAAAGCCGGCACAACCACCGUCGUUCACAUUAUCAUUCGAUCGCUCCCACCACCGGAGCCCACCAAAGUGGAGCAGGGUAAGUUUGAUCCCACAUGCUCGACCCAAGGCCGUGGUACACGUCGUUCUGACCCUCUUCCUAUGCUCACCAACUGUAUGCCAUCAGAAUCGCCCGUCAAGACCACGGCAGCUGAGCCAGGACAGGCACGUCGAGGCACCCGCCAGCAGGAAGACACACCCGGCUGCAGCUGCGUCAUCUGCUAG
Moesziomyces antarcticus is the source of this 750-nucleotide messenger RNA. Its product is annotated as ubiquitin-like protein 3-like. NCBI's taxonomy places the organism in Eukaryota, Fungi, Basidiomycota, Ustilaginomycetes, Ustilaginales, Ustilaginaceae. The transcript has a single exon. The record is from RefSeq and is a predicted model, not a curated record. Bases 1 to 750 code for a protein of 249 amino acids.